Molecule: messenger RNA, 1782 nt
Organism: Triticum turgidum subsp. durum (durum wheat)
Lineage: Eukaryota; Viridiplantae; Streptophyta; Magnoliopsida; Poales; Poaceae
Source: the annotation of a GenBank genome assembly
AUGGGGGCGGGGGCGGAUCCGGACGCGGACGACGAGAACCCGUGGGAGCUGUUCCGGCACUACGACGAGCUCUACUUCCGCGGCGCGCUCGCCGACGCCGGCUUCUCCGUCGAGCGGGCCGCCCCGCGCACCAAGACGAUCACUUCUUUCGGAUACUGUUCCCUUGGAGACCUGAGCAAAAUAACACUCUACAAGCCAAUGCCGCGAUAUCGCACAAAUGCCAAUCUGAAGAACGCCCUGCUGCAUCUCAUGAUUCAUGGAAUCGUAUUUGUAAAGCGUGGUCUGACGAGCCUCGGCCAUGGUCCUGCAUUCCGUGAUUGGAUGGAUGCGAUCAACACUAGCUCCGUCGACGAUUACGCGAGACCGAUAAGUGGCUACUGUAUCACCACUACCCAUGAUUUCAGUCAGGAAAAAUCCUGCAACAUCCAGGGCUCUAUGUGGAAGUGUGACAAGUGUGGCAAUACACUUGUGAGGGCCAAGAGCCUGGGACCUCCAUCUGAUUCCUGCUGUAUCGAGAAUGUUAGCGAAGAUCCAACCUGUGGCAACAAGCUUUGUCACUGGCACAACCACAAGAAGGGUUGUCGUGGUAAAUACGUGGUGACCAAACCAGCAGUGACACCAGGACAAAAGAUGGCUCCAAAAGGUACGCUGCGGCUUCGGACUGAAACAACCAAAAUGCCCAAGUCACAACAAGGAGCUGUACAGCAGUCGUAUCCAGAUUCAGACGAAGUGCAGGAGAGUAGCUCCUUGAAGAAGGCACGCAAGAGAAAUAUGCCUGAAGACUUUCAGAAAGCAAUUGUUUUGUCCGCUGCCCCUCAGAGAAAGCCGAAGCAAGAGCUUCUCGCAUGGGCGAAGCGCGAGCAUUUGCUCAGCAGCAAUGCAAAAUCACCGGGCAGCAGCCCCUCAAAGAAGGCAGAUGACUCUCAGAAGGCAAUUGUUCUCUCUGCCGCCCCUCGGAGCAGACGGCUGAAACGGAAGCAAGCAUCGGUUACGUCGGAGGAGCAGGGGUUUUUCUCUCCAGGGAGGAGUUGCAACGACGCAAACUCGCCGAGAAGCAACACCUCCAGGAAGGACGUUCAGAGAUCCAGUGUGCAGCCUUGUGCAUCUCAGAAGAAACUAAAGCUAGGGCAAGGCCUGGCCGCGUUGGAGAAGCACAUUUCCCGGCCUGCUGCCACUCAAAGCACGGUCAAGCAGCCGACCAAGACCAGCUCCUCGAUGAAGACACGGAGGCAGCAUCGGCCUGAAGACUCUCCGAGAAUAACCGUUCAGCCUGCCGCCCCUCUGACCCGGAGCAAACGGAAGCAAUCGAACCGGGCUGCGCCGGAGAGGCAGGCGGCGAGAAGCGAAGCUAGGGGCUCUGCCGAGGAGAAAGAGUACGUUUGCUUCAGCCUGUGGCAGAACUUCUACGAAUCGGAGUGCUCUAGUGGAUCGGCCGAGCCGCUCGUGAACAAAAGAACAGUGCGGAGGAGAAGGGAGAGGGAACGCUUGGUUCAGAUAGCACGUUCGCGCUCCAUCGAGGCCCGGCCGGAUCCGGAUGAGGAGGUCUCGUCUGGACAAACCGAGCCACCGGCUCUGCACUUGGAGGUCAUUGCUAUCGAUGACGAGGUGAUGGCUGAAGCUCCAUCCAUGGAUGUUCUUGCCCCUCCCGCUGAUCAGGCGGUGGCUGAAGCUCCUGGAGCUGGAGGUCAGUCCCAGCCACCAGCUCCAUCCAUGGACAUUGCUGCUGUCGCUUCUGCUGGCCUCUACAAGCAUGGACAUUGCUGCUGCUGUCGCUCCUGCUGA